Messenger RNA from Aspergillus heteromorphus CBS 117.55, 1940 nucleotides. RefSeq names its product threonine dehydratase, biosynthetic. Gene Ontology annotation, molecular function: threonine deaminase activity; pyridoxal phosphate binding. The coding region runs from base 79 to 1779 and encodes 566 amino acids. The transcript has 3 exons. Gene Ontology annotation, biological process: L-threonine catabolic process. Lineage: Eukaryota; Fungi; Ascomycota; Eurotiomycetes; Eurotiales; Aspergillaceae. The record is from RefSeq and is a predicted model, not a curated record.
GGCCGCCGCCCAAAUCUGGACUCUGCCAUUGUUUUCAUCGCUCUCAAUUCCCCAACCCCCAUACAGGAGCACGCCACAAUGCCCGGCGAAGUGUCUGAGAAUGGCGUUUCGAGCCCCGUCUCUACGAAGUUGAACAAUCUGACCCUGACUGAGUCAACGUCCAUCCCUACUCCCACUUCGGAAAAGGACGACCCCACGGAGACUCCGGCAUACGACUGGGGCAUCCCUGAUGAUUUUCUACUUCCCAAUGGAACACCAGACUACCUUCGAUUGAUCUUGACGUCCCGUGUCUACGACAUCAUCGACGAGACCCCCCUCCAUCAUGCAGUCAACCUCAGCAACCGCCUGGAAUGUCGGGUGCUGCUGAAGAGAGAGGACCUGCUUCCCGUGUUCAGCUUCAAGCUCCGUGGAGCCUAUAACAAGAUGGCGCAUCUGACUCAUGAGCAGCGGUGGAAAGGGGUCAUUGCAUGCUCCGCAGGAAACCAUGCCCAAGGUGUCGCUUACUCCGCUCGUAAACUGAAGAUCCCGGCCACCAUUGUUAUGCCAUCGGGCACCCCCGCCAUCAAACACUUGAACGUUGCGCGCCUGGGCGGAAGCGUGGUCCUCCACGGUGACGACUUUGAUGCCGCCAAGGAAGAGGCGCAUCGCCUGCAGCUGCAGCAUGGACUUACGAGCAUCCCUCCUUUCGACGACCCGUAUGUUAUUGCCGGCCAGGGAACCAUCGGCAUGGAGAUACUGCGUCAGGCCAAUCUGCAGAAGCUCGAGGCUAUCUUCUGUGCUGUUGGCGGAGGAGGCUUGAUUGCCGGCAUUGGUGUCUAUAUGAAGCGCAUCGCGCCGCAUGUGAAGAUCAUCGGUGUGGAGGCUCGCGACGCCAACGCCAUGGCCCAGUCGCUCGACUAUGGCUCACGCGUCAACCUCAAGGAAGUGGGACUCUUCGCCGAUGGCGCUGCCGUCAAGUCCGUUGGAGAAGAAAACUACCGGUUGGCUCGCGAAGUCAUUGACGAGGUUAUUCAGGUCACCACCGACGAGACCUGCGCCGCCAUCAAGGAUGCGUUCGAGGACACGCGGUCCAUCAUUGAACCGGCUGGCGCCCUGGCCCUGGCGGGUCUGAAGAAGUACGCUCAGAUGUAUCCCAGCCCCGACAUCAACAGAGAGUUGUGCGCCAUUGCUUCUGGCGCCAACAUGGACUUUGACCGUCUUCGUUUUGUCGCGGAGCGGGCUGCUCUAGGAGAGCGGAAAGAAGCGCUCCUGAGCGUUAAGAUCCCAGAGAAGCCGGGCGCUUUUGCCAAGCUCGUCGAGGUGGUUCUUCCUCACGGAGUAACUGCCUUCAGCUACCGUUAUGCUCAGGACUCUUCGGCCGACGUUCUGAUGGGCAUCUCCUUGUCCGCUUCGACUGGUCGCGACGAUUUGAUCAAGAUUAUCAACCAAUUGGCCAGAGGUGGCAUGGAAGCGAAGGACCUCAGUGACGACGAACUUGCUAAGCGGCACUUGCGCUUCUUGGUCGGCGGUCGCAGCAAUGUGACGGAUGAGCGGUUAUUCAUGUUCGAGUUCCCAGAGCGCCCCGGUGCUCUCGCCAGGUUCUUGACUACCCUCCGUCCCAACCAGAACAUCUCCCUAUUCCACUACCGGAACUAUGGCGGUGAUGUCGGAAAGGUGCUUGCUGGAAUCCAGUGCCCCGAGGGCGAGAAGGACGACCUGGAGGCUUUCCUCGCCGAUCUGGGCUAUCCCUUCAGCGAACAUACCGACUCCCCGACUUACAACACUUUCCUCCGUUCGUAGCGAGAUCCUGGUUUUUUUUCUGUGCCUGCUUUUCGUGGCAAAGUUUUAGAAAACUCGUGGUUGUCUCAAGUUGUUCGGGCGUUCUUAUUGGGCAUAAGAGUUAUAGAUCGUGUACCUAGUUAUGUUAAGAAGCUUUUCGUAUAUAUUUAAUGCAGCAUGAU